Molecule: messenger RNA, 1968 nt
Organism: Talaromyces proteolyticus
Lineage: Eukaryota; Fungi; Ascomycota; Eurotiomycetes; Eurotiales; Trichocomaceae
Exons: 2
Coding region: 112-1911 (599 amino acids)
Biological process (GO): regulation of DNA-templated transcription
Molecular function (GO): DNA-binding transcription factor activity, RNA polymerase II-specific; zinc ion binding
Source: RefSeq, a predicted model, not a curated record
GCAACGCAGUCUUGUCAACUGCCUUGAAGGUUGCUUGCUGUCAAUGCCUGUCGCCAACCGCACAUCUUGCAGUUAAUAAACACCCCAGUUGAUUUCCAACCCGGUGUUGCUAUGGAGGCCAGAUUCGCGACAGGCGACACAUCGUCGCAAAAGCGACCGCGAUCAACCUCGGGCGAUUUCUCGCCGAAUGUCUCCAAAGUCCCUAGAACCCAGUCGAAUCACCUGCACAUCAACUACCUAGCCCGCCAGUACCCGGACAACCUCCCUCUUGUCUCAACAGAAGACAGUCUACCGAAUAUCUUGCGCCUUAUUGGGGAGUAUGAUGGCGUCCUGCAACGACACGAAAGCAUCGCAGGAAACCUCGGCGCAUGUCCCCUAGGCCCAAUCCUGAUGAAACGAUUCGAGCGCUUGUUUGAGGGACCGCCGCGCGUGCUGAAAUCAAACGGGAAAGAAGGUAUUAAUAUUAGUUGGCUGGACGUCGUGGAGUUUGCGAAGAAUAAACCCGAUCAGUUCAACCUGGAAAAGACCCGGAAUGGGGUGCGCGUUUGUCAGUUUUAUACGAAACAAUGCAGAGUGGAAAUCUCGGAGGAGGACCAUGUGUUGAUUGCGUCGGGCAUGCCUCAAAAAUUGAUCCCGCCUCAGCCGAUUGAUGAAGACGAAGAGAAAGAGGUCGGGUCGCUGGAAAUUCUGGAGAAGAAUCUUCAGCAGAUUAUUGCAAUGACGGAUUCUGCUGCUGCACGCGCAAGGCAAUUGAACCAUCGUUUAGAAAGCCGCCGCAAAGCUAUCAUUACUCGCCGUGAAACUGACCGCAACAAAAACUCUCAAAGUCCGCCAUUACCUGAAAACGCCUCUCCUGACAAUUCUACUGGCUUGAACGGAACUACACAUCCUCAAUCUCCGCCCGGCUUUACUGCGGUCAAUAGCAAUGUCGCCAGAACAGCGGAGUCCGGCGAGCAGUCUUCCAGCCUUUCGUCCCACUUCAUGCUAUCUCACCCGAAUACAGAAAACAUCACUAUCAUCAACGGCACCAACAUCAAAGGAGCUUCACCCGCAACUCGCGAGGAGCUUAUGAAGAAAUUCUUCACUACCGCGGACCGCACAGCCCGUGGUUUAGACGUCGAACCUGCAUCAUCAUCAUCAUCAUCAUCAUCCCUUUCAAAACAAGCCUCGCGCCAUCGUCCCAGAGGCUCAGAUGCAUCAUCUGACUUACCUGCUGCUGCUGUAUUCGGCAGCUCUGCAGGACCAGGAACAGUAGCCAUCCCGAACACACCAUCAUCUCUACUUCCACAACCGAAACCAAUUAAUCACUAUGAGCGCGAUGAUGGAGGGCCCUUUAAAAUGGAAAUGGUAGCCCGCAUGGACGAACUCCAACGCGGCGAACGGAUACUCCCUCCUUGCGAUCGCUGCCGUCGCCUUCAUAUGGACUGUCUCAAAAAUCUAACCGCGUGCGUAGGCUGUACAAAGAAACACGCCAAAUGCUCGUGGAAGGACGUCAAAGAGGAUGAACUCCGCGACAGUCAACUGCGAGUCCAAACACGCGAGUUGGGUACACAUGCCCCAAACAGCACCGAAACAAACAACCACAACCCCCACAAUAGUCCUGACCACCGUGAUACAGACCAUCCACAUAUCCCGCCAAGCGUAACAUCAGUCGCCAGCAGCGGACGCGCAGAGUCGACAUCCAGUGUACCGAUCCAGUCGGAAACGCUCGAUCUACCACCCCUCCGCCGCACAAACAGCGAAAUCCAUGCUGUGAUGUUAAACAAUAACGAUAGCAAUCCGCACAACCAUGACCAGGGUGGUUAUGAUCGGCGCAGUAUACACCAACGAAGCAUGGCCUCACACAGUAAUCGCGAUGAGGACGAUAAUCUGAUUCAGGCAAUUCGCGAUACUGUGCAGUCAUGGAAGUAAAUUUUCUUCUUCUUCUUUGCUUGUGUUAAUGAUACCACUGUCUAUAUCUUCAUACCU